AUGGACAAUUUCUUCGCUGCCAUAUCAUUAUUCCGUCGACGGAAAUAUGAUGAGUGCAUCGAGGUGUGCAACGGGCUGUUGCUGCAGCAGACGCAGCAGCAGCAGCAGCCGGCCCAACAUAAUGCCCUUCAUCAAGGUCCUUGGGAGCUGAAAAUGAGAUCUAUGACCCAGCGAGUGUACAUCGACGAUAUCGAGGCAGACGAUGAUGUUGCAGAGGAUAUUUUGGACACGCAGACGAUCGCGACCGCACCCCGACCGGGCACCUCGAUCCGGACCGCCAAACCGUUGACCAGUGCCGCUGGCAACACCACAGCCAACCGUCCACGCACCGGAACCGGCCGGCCAAUUACGGGCAUUUCACGUCCCGGAACGCUGUCACUGCAGCGCCCCGGAUCGACACUUGGCAACCGGACAGCACCACGGACGGCUUCACGAACUGCCGGUGGUUCGGCACGCCAGAUGCGUCUCGGAUCGGCCUCCAUGUUUGCGGCCGGUGAUCCGACCGGACCGCUGUUCCACAUUUCGCGCCUUCAUCCGGACAAGUACGCCGAUCGGGAUGCGCUGUCGAAGCCACUGUUCCAGUACCUUUACUACCACGAAGGUGACAUCCGGAAGGCGAUGGCAUUGUGUGAUGCGGUCCUUAAUCGACGGAGGCUAAGAUCUGGCCUCGGUUCGGAUGGGGAUCAGUUGGGGCGCGCUGGAUCAGCACCCGAUUCUGGAAGCGAUUGGUGGUGGAACACUCAAAAGGCACGUUGCUUGAUCGCGAUCGGUAGCCCCCGGGAAGCGGAACCGUAUCUUCGGAAGGCGCUACAGGAUCUACUGCAUCCCGAUGUUGUCUUAUUGCUUGCCCGGAUCUACGUCAAGAUUGAUCAACCGAUGGCAGCGCUCGAAGUGUGUCGGACCUCACUCGAGAAGCUACCGAACGAGAUCGCCUUGCUGACGCAACAGGCCCGUAUCCUGGAGCUCGUGGGUAAUCUGACGACCUCGGUGCGCCGCUAUCGACAGAUUGCGGUGCUUGAUCCGAUGAAUACGGAGGCGCUGGCGUGCAUUGCUGUGAGUUACUUUUACGCCAAUCAACCGGAGACGGCUCUACUGUAUUACCGGCGUAUCCUGGCGUUGGGAGCGCACAGUGCUGAGCUGUACUGUAACAUUGGUCUGUGCUGUCUGUACGGUGGUCAGCUCGAUCUGGUGUUUCCGUGUUUUCAGCGCGCACUUCGGAUGGCCACCGGAAACGAGCUGCGAGCGGACAUUUGGUACAAUCUGAGCUUCGUAGCGUUGACCACCGGUGACAUUCACCUGGCACGGCGCUGCCUACGGCUCUGUAUCGCCGCCAACGGAUCGCACGGGUCAGCCCUCAACAAUAUGGCCGUCCUGGUGGCACGCCAGAAGCAGUACCACAAGGCCAAGUCGUACCUCGUGGCAGCACGUACCGCACUGCCGGCAAGCGACGAGAUUGGCCAUAACCUCAAAUUUAUCGAAAAUUUCCAAUAA
Molecule: messenger RNA, 1491 nt
Organism: Anopheles aquasalis
Lineage: Eukaryota; Metazoa; Arthropoda; Insecta; Diptera; Culicidae
Gene: BBS8
Product: tetratricopeptide repeat protein 8
Biological process (GO): non-motile cilium assembly
Cellular component (GO): ciliary basal body; BBSome; non-motile cilium
Molecular function (GO): protein binding
Source: RefSeq, a predicted model, not a curated record